Molecule: messenger RNA, 5149 nt
Organism: Panicum virgatum (switchgrass)
Lineage: Eukaryota; Viridiplantae; Streptophyta; Magnoliopsida; Poales; Poaceae
Product: transcription initiation factor TFIID subunit 5-like
Exons: 23
Coding region: 2930-4903 (657 amino acids)
Biological process (GO): transcription initiation at RNA polymerase II promoter
Cellular component (GO): transcription factor TFIID complex
Molecular function (GO): RNA polymerase II general transcription initiation factor activity; protein binding
Source: RefSeq, a predicted model, not a curated record
AUGAGCAUCGGAUCGGACUAGUGUAGGAGUAAAAGGACGGCCGGCCGGCCGGCCGCCCCUUCCCCUCCUCCGGCCAAGGUCGUCCUCUUCGACCCAACCAAACCUUAAUCACCACGAGCACGAACAUGGAGAUAGCAAGGAUCGUCGCUGGGAACCGGAAGGGAUGAAUUCUCAGUCUUCCCCGGUGGUUCUGCUUCACCUCCGCCGGUUGGAUCGCUUCUUCAAGCACCAGGGCCUCCACAGCACCGCCCAUACGCUCGAGAGGGAGUCCAUGGUGUACUUCGACGCCGCGCAUCUGCAGAAGCUGGUGAAGGAUGGGCGGUGGGAAGCCGCCGGAACUUACCUGAAAGGAUUCUCGCCCCUCUGGGAGGGGGAGGGCACAACCCAGCACUACACCUCCUUCUUGCACAAAAUGCAGCACCACACUAUGCUUGCUUUCCUCGCCUGCCGCGGUAAGGAAGGUGGCCACGCCGCCAGCUCGCUUUUCUGGUCCAAUGAUGAUGCCUUCCGCAAAAAGUUCCCCGAGAUUGCGGAGCGCAAUGACCUGUAUCGCUCCAUGGUCUCUGCACAAGCCAGGGCAUCCGUGAACUGGGAGGACAUAAAGCUCAGAACCUUGGAGGAACGGUAGGAGUUGCUUCAUCUUCAUCCUGAAGUCAAAUGCAGCUUACGAAUGCGAGAGCUGUAGUGCACACCCACGGCAUCAGAAAUAACCCCCAUUGGGUACCUCUCAGUCUCCUUUCAACUUCUUCGCCCUUGACCUCUUCAGCAAGAGGCCGUCUCUCUUGCACGAAUGUCUUCCACAUUGCCAGUUUGCGGGGGUCUUGGAGGCGUCAAAGGAAGAGAGUGGAGCGCAAACCAGCAUGUGAACUCGCACGUUUCCUUCUACAGAAGAGGAGGCUACCCUCCAGUCAGCAGACAAAUCAGCCCGGUGACUCAGGUGUUCCAAGUGCACCAAUUUUGGAGGCUAUGCUGCUUACAUCAGAAAGACCAACUAAAAUUAUUUCAAUAGCUCCAAAUAUUAACACAUGUAAAAUAUUUGGGUAUUCAUUGUUUUGCAACAAUGAGAAUUCAUGUGCUCUGUUUUUUUUGCACCUGAAAAUGAAAUAGCCCAAAUGUCUGAAACAAGUUACCAUAAAUGACACACUAGUGCCUAUGCUGAGCCAGUGAUCAUGAACCUUACCCAUUGCAUGUAAUUUAUGUGGUUGUCUUUGUCAGGUAUGAAUCAUUCAAGACCCUAUGAUGCUCAUUUUCGCGAAAGUUUUGAGCAAGCUUUUGAUUCACAAAAGGGUGCAAAGAGGCUACGGACAGCUGGAGAGUUUGCUGAAGUAAGCCGUAUAUGAGAUAGCUGCACGUGUAAUUUUGAAAACCUCGAAUAGAUAGGGAUACAAGAUGCAUCAGCAUGAGUCAGUAUUGGAGUAUUGGGGUGAUUGAAAGGCAGGGUGGCUGUGUCAGCUGUGGUUUAGAGCUACAUGCGCGGCAAUGGCCUGGUUUGACCCCCAAAGCUCCAAAAGCAGGGUUUCAUGCUUGUGCAUGCAUGCGAGACCUGAAUUGGGUCCCCCCAGGGUCAUAUGCGUUGAAUGUUUUUGCAAGCUGUGUAGAACUAGCCUCGGUCACAUCAUUAGUCAGUAGAACUAAAGACGUAAGAUUGGUUAAUGCAAAAUUUGUAGGUUUUUCAGUAGCAGGAAUAUCUGUCUUGAAUACAUACAAUGGUGCGGCUGCGGUUCAGAGGUGGUAAUGGGUUAUGGUCCUAGUGGUCUCUUCGCAGUCCAAUAAGACUUUUAAAUUAUUUAGUUCAAAAUUGUAUAAGAUUGCAGUUAGAUUUUCUAGUUCAAAAUCUUGGACCAUUUACCACCCUUAGCUGUGGGUACGGCACUGGCGUUACAGUGGCCUUGUUUGGUUAAUGCUAGUGACUAGCACGUGCGUUUCCCGAAAAAAAUCUUGAUGUAUGAAGUACUAAAUGAAGUCUAUUUGCAAAACUUUUUUAGGGAUGUGAGUAACUUUUCGCGAUGAAUCUAAUAACGGUAAUUAAUCCAUGAUUGACUACAGUAAUGCUAAGAUUUCUAGCGCAAAGAUUCUGAAGUUGGUUUUAUAAAAUAGCUUUGUUUGAUACCGUAAUUAGUGGUUCAAGUUUCCUAGUACUCCCUAGUGCUGGAAACCAAACAAGGCCAGUAUAAGUAUCCUUAUAGAGUAAACAGCAAGAUCAGAUUAUGUAGAAUAUCUGUCAAGUGUUCCAACAAACGCGGGCAUGGGAUUUCUGGACAAUAAGAUGACAUUCUUCUAAAGCAUAAGCAGAUCGCGGACACCUGGGCAUGGUGCGUAUCAGAAACUGAAGUACUAGUAGCAAGCACAGCUUGGGUUGCAGCCGCAUGCUCCUAGAUUAGAAAUGAUUCCUUUCGAUUCACCCCGAGGGAUGCAACUAUGCAAGAUGCAAAAUAGGAACCUGGUCCUUGGAAAGUACUGCUAGUCUGCUAUACACAGAAAUCACGAGAUAAUAGCGUUGAUUUUCUGAGGUCAAAAUCCAAGUCGACACUGGCUUUUGAUGUUCAACUGGGGCAUAACGUGAGUUAUUUUUUGAAAAAAAAAGAAGAGGCAUAACGUGAGUUAUUUUCGACACACCGAAGCCCAUCCGAAACGGACCCAAAAGCCCAAAACAACACAAAGUCCGAAUCCUCCUCCUCCUCCUCUCUCCGUCGCGUCCGCUCCGUCCGUCGUGCUGCCCUCGGCCGGCGCCGCUCGUUGACAGGACCGCUCGCCACGACAUCGGGCGCAGCACUCGCAGCUCGCCGUCGCCGCCGCGCGGCCUCACUCCCACGCCUCGCCGGCCAUCCCCUCUCCGCCCUCACGCGCCCGCGACCUGCGCACACUCGAGAGAUCCAGCACCCCCUAAACCCUACCGGCUCAGCUCGCCCCCUUAGCGCUGGCGGCGGCAAUGGAGGACGAGGAGAUGGAGAAGAAAGUGCAGCAGUACCUGCAGCGCAAGGGGUUCCGCCUCACCGAGCUUGCGCUGCAGGAGGAGCGCAACCGCCUCUCCACCUCCGCCGUCUCCGACGUCACGCUUGCCAGAUCUGACAAUGAUCCGGGAAGAUACCAUGAUGGAUAUAGUAGACUAAGAACAUGGGCAUAUAGUUCUCUUGAUCAAUACAAGCAUGAAUUACUCCGUGUCCUUUACCCAGUUUUUAUCCAUUGCUUCAUGGAUCUAGUGACAGAGGGACAUAUGCAGGAAGCUCGGUCAUUUUUCCAUAAGUUUCGGGAAGAUCAUGAAGUAAUGCAUUCAAGGGAUCUUCAGAAGCUGGAAGCUGUCCUCUCCUCUUCACAUCUGGAGGAAAUGGAACUGGCCCGAUCUUUAAGGCAAAAUAAAUUUAAAAUUAAAUUAUGCGAGUAUUCAUACGAAUUGCUUCUCCAGUAUCUCCAGAAAACACAAGCUCUUGUUGUGCUUGGGGUAAUCAAUGAGCACAUAACUUUUGAAGUAUCUCCUGGGCAACCCUCAUUAAUUUCUGAUGAUGCGGACGUUGUUGCCCUGAUUGGAACAAGUAAGGACUUGGCAAAGCAGAUAAAUCAGAAGGAAGUGCAUUGGGGGGAGCUUGAAGAUUCUGUUGAAGAGCGAAUGGAGAAGGCACUAGCAGAAUCUGAUAAAGUUGAAGCUGAAAGCAAGGAUGCCGGCACAGAAGAUAACAAGAAAAGAAACGCAGAAGGUGGAAAGCAAGGUGCUUCUCUUAAGAAGAGCAAAAAGGAUAAGCUUGUAGGCGCAACUGGAAAAAACAUCAGAACUGAAACAAGCAUGGUUUCUGUGGCACCUCGUGUGAAACCAGAGCUAACUCUGCCAACAACGCCUGUCGAAGUUGAACAAUCGAUUCUUGAGGAUCUGCGAAACCGUGCACAACUGAAUAGUGUGGCAUUACCGUCUGUUAGCUUCUACACAUUCCUCAAUACACAUAAUGGAUUAAACUGUUCAUCGAUAUCACAUGAUGGGUCUUUGGUUGUGGGUGGGUUUUCUGAUUCGUCAGUGAAGGUUUGGGAUAUGUCAAAGAUUGGUCAACCAGCAAAAACAUCUAGUUCACAGGGGGAUAAUGGAUCUUCCCAGGGUGAACGCAUGUCAACCAUAGAUGAGGGGAAAAGACCUUAUACACUAUUCCAAGGUCAUUCUGGACCAGUUUAUUCAGCGGCCUUUAGCCCGUUUGGGGAUUUUCUCUUGUCAUCAUCUUCAGAUUCAACAAUUAGACUUUGGAGUACCAAGCUGAAUGCCAAUCUUGUCUGUUACAAAGGACACAACUACCCAGUUUGGGAUGUCCAAUUCAGCCCGGUCGGUCAUUACUUUGCUAGUGCUUCACAUGACAGGACUGCUAGAAUCUGGUCAAUGGAUAAAAUUCAGCCUUUGCGGAUAAUGGCUGGGCAUCUUUCUGAUGUUGAUUGUGUCCAGUGGCAUGUAAACUGUAACUACAUUGCCACUGGUUCUAGCGACAAGACUGUAAGACUAUGGGAUGUUCAGUCAGGCGAGUGUAUACGGAUGUUUAUUGGUCAUAGGAGUAUGGUUUUAUCACUGGCAAUGUCACCCGAUGGACGAUACAUGGCCUCUGGAGACGAAGAUGGAACCAUCAUGAUAUGGGAUCUAUCUACUGGUCGCUGUGUUUCACCACUACUAGGACACAGCUCUUGUGUGUGGACACUUGCUUUCAGCUGUGAAGGGGCACUGCUUGCAUCUGGAUCAGCCGACUGUACUGUAAAACUAUGGGAUGUCGCUUCCAGCACAAAGGCCCUGAAGACAGAGGACACCAAAGGCGGUACAGCUAACCGACUGAGGUUGCUUAAAGCUCUCCCCACAAAAUCAACUCCUGUUUAUAGCCUGCGGUUCUCUCGGCGGAACCUUCUAUUUGCGUCCGGUGCUCUCUCGCUGAACACGUUGUAAGCUGCAUUGAGAAGCGGACCUGCCUGUGGGUCCAAUAUUUCCAUUAUAGAUUUGUAGAGCUUACAUUGUCAUUGGCGAUUGCAUGUAGCCUCUAACUUGGCCCGCAACCAUUGCGGAUCCUCGUAAGCACACGACUGCACGAGUGAUGUUGUAAAAAUGUUAUGUAUUACACUGUAAAAUCACUACCAUUUUCUAGGUUGCGGAAUUGAAAACAUGAUUAAUGCAGCUUAGGGCAGCUCCAGCGUA